Molecule: messenger RNA, 923 nt
Organism: Heterobilharzia americana
Lineage: Eukaryota; Metazoa; Platyhelminthes; Trematoda; Strigeidida; Schistosomatidae
Source: the annotation of a GenBank genome assembly
AAGUGGUUCAAAUAGUUGUUGAUGGGACAGAAAUACAGUGGAGACCAGGAAACGUAUUAAAGUGAUUCACACAUAAGAAGCACUCCAGUUAAGGCACGUAAUUGUUGCAACAUAAAAAAAUAUUUCACACUAUGCUCCCGCGUCCUUCAGUCCGUUGCGUAACCUGUCAGAUAUCCUCUGUACCAGGUCACUGUCGAUUCCAAGAAAUCUAAAAAACAUAAAGUCGACAUAUUUGUCUUCGUUACCGAAGCCUAUGGGUCGAAAGGGUGUUCGUAACGCUCGUUAUAAAGUCAAAAACCGGACAAGAGAUAUCGAUCAGAUAUCCACUGACUUGAAAGAGGAAAAUAUUACCAAAAGAAUAUGUGAAGCUACAGAGCCAGAUGAAGAUAGGCCGGGUUUGGGUCAAUUUUUCUGCAUCUGUUGUGAUAAGUAUUUUAUUGAUCAAAUAACUCUUGAUCUACACAAAAAACAGAAGCCUCAUAAACGGAGAUUGAAGUCACUAACUGAACCACCACAUACACAGGAAGAUGCAGAUUAUGCCGCUGGAAUAUUGAACGAUGAUUACAAAGUACCUUCAAAGAAGCAAUGCAUGAAAUCCGAUUUAUGUCAGCAGAGUAUUCCCUCUUUACCUCAUGUUUCCUAUACCUACAUAGAGUGAAGCAAUAACUUCAUAUAACUCCCACUGUAAUGCCAUAUAGUUGUACAGUAUCUUAAUUUUAAUGUGAUCUCUUUUGUACAAAGAUUGCCUUCAUGGAUCACCGUGUUUUAAACACAAAUGGAUAUUUACACAUAGGUAUUAUAUUCUGAUAAGACAUGUUCUGUAAGAGUGUUUGAUUCAAGAUGGUCUUGAAGGCGAGGCUAUUAGCUGUAGCUGAAUGGCUUCAAAAGACAUUUGAUAUAAGUAUUAACAAUAAAUUCUGUUC